Elephantulus edwardii (Cape elephant shrew) is the source of this 690-nucleotide messenger RNA. RefSeq names its product synaptonemal complex central element protein 2 (gene SYCE2). Gene Ontology annotation, biological process: synaptonemal complex assembly. The record is from RefSeq and is a predicted model, not a curated record. Bases 1 to 690 code for a protein of 229 amino acids. NCBI's taxonomy places the organism in Eukaryota, Metazoa, Chordata, Mammalia, Macroscelidea, Macroscelididae. The transcript has 5 exons. Gene Ontology annotation, cellular component: central element.
AUGCCCCCCAGCUUGGCCCGCGUGCGAGGAGGGUCGGCGGGUCCCACGGGCUGCCCGGGGCGCGGGGUGGACAUGCCUCACUCGGAGGCCAAGGAGCCGGACCUGCCGCCGCAGUAUGAGGACCCCACGGAGGAGGAGGAGGAGUGCCAGCAGGAUGAGGAGGAAGGGGCGAGUGGUUCGGCCGGUGCCGACUGCCAAGUGAUGCUGGAAGGGAAGUUAAGAUCCUACUUCUCCUCUCUGGACUCGACCAUUGAGCUCUUAAAGAAGAAGGCCCAGGACAUCAUCCAAAACAUCAAUGAGAGCAGGCAGAAGGACCAUGAACUCAUGAGCAACUUCAGGGACAGCCUUAAGAUCAAGGUUUCAGAUCUGGCAGAGAAGUUAGAAGAGAGGAUGUAUCAGAUUUAUAAUUACCACAACAAGAUUAUCCAGGAAAAGCUCCAAGAGUUCACUCAGAAAAUGACAAAGAUCACCCAUUUGGAAGCAGAACUCAAGGAAGUCUGCCACACAGUGGAGACUGUCUACAAUGACUUGUGUGUCCCGCCUGAGUUUGCAUAUGGGCCUGACUGCUAUAGGGGGAAAACCCCACCACAGCCAAGCAACCUAGAGCCCCCAGACCUGCUGGUUUCUGCUUUGUGUAAAACUGUUUCUCAAGAAGUUACAGAAAAAGGUGGCCCCAAACUGUGGAGUUAG